AUGGACGGGUUUUCGCGCUUUGUUAAGUUUUAUCUACUUAAGUCGAAGACGGAAGGCGAGGUGAACAUGUAUAUGAAGCAAUAUAUUGCAUGGGCAGAACGUCAGCGCGGAAGUCGAAUAAAUGAGGUUAUUUCUCGCGACUACGAUACAGAGGACCACGAUGAAGGCGCUGAGCCAGUGAAGCAGGUGCUCACGGACAAAGGUCAAAAAUUUUGUAAUGGUGUUAUGGAAAAUUGUUUACGUGAAGAACCGUGUUUAUUGUAA
This is a messenger RNA of Peronospora belbahrii, 264 nucleotides long. Lineage: Eukaryota; Oomycota; Peronosporomycetes; Peronosporales; Peronosporaceae. The record is from the annotation of a GenBank genome assembly.